CGCUCAACAAGGUCCACAGAACACCAAGUCUUACGCAACUAUUGAGAUUGCACCAUGCGGCCAAACAUUAUAAACGCGUGGAUCAACGACACCGAUAUUGCAUUAUCUGCACAUUCGCCGCGUCUGUCGCUAUCGAGGAAGCGGAAGGCGAUCACGACCCCUCCAAUUUCUCCGAAGCGACGUGCUGUUCUCGGCGAGUUGCCCGGCGCAAACCCCAACCGGCAAGCCACGAUGCAGGACAAUGACCAUCCCAAGGUCAAAUCUUCUUCAACGCCGACGCUGCGCGAAGCACCGAGGAAAACACUGCGAACACCAUCCCCCACGAAGCGCCAGAAGCUGCACCAUGCCAGAGAAGCUACAACAUUCGACGAAUCCUGGGAGAACCAAGUCCCGAGCGACUUUCAAGAUGCCACCCCGAAGGCUUCCAAUAUCCUCCGCAACCAACGAGAACAAGGCGUGCUCCCGCUCCGCAGCAACCCCCCCAGCCAGCUCCUCCAGCAUACGUAUUUCCAGGCGCUCUCCGACAGCUCCGAGCCCGUCACGUCCCCAUCCCGAGAGCCAUCGUCCGCCAGCGGCACGUCGAAGAGAUCAACAAGUCCCGUUAAGCGCGUGCUUGCACUACAAGAUGUCGGUGGCGGGAUCCGAUUCAUGGACCUCGGGGAUGACUUCCGAGAGCUGGGGGACCACUGCAGGGGCCUGUUCCUAAACCUCCGCGACGACGCGAGCGGGCAACAAGUCGUCCCGGCUGCGGUUGCCAAGCGUGUGCAGGGAGACGCGCUUAUUCGGCCGUAUCACAUCGACAACGAGGAAGAGGGCCAGCAUUCCGAAGCAGCGCUCCUCGCGGAGCUUGCGGCGGUCCGGAAGAUCAAUCUGUCGUCCCGACGUUGCUCCCGGGAUGGCGAGAGCGAGGGCGAGUGGAAUACCGCCGUGCACGCCGUUCUACUCCGCCUGGCGAUACUUGACGACACGGAAAAGUUCGGAUCGUUCCCGGUUGGUUUCAGAAACGUAACGAGCGCAAGGAUAGAUCCCCGCUGGAUGCCGCGGCAUGCCUCGGGGCUAGCCACUCCGGGUAAGAUGGUUGACUUCGCCAUCUGUCUCGGCCCCGACGAUGACGAAGAGGGCACCGGCGACCCUCCGAGGCCAUACACCUGUCCCACAUUGCGACGUGUCUCGAGCAUCAUAACAGACACCCUUUCAUUCAUCAACCACACAACCCACCCGAGCCUUCGCCAUCGCCCCAUCGCCGUCAGCGUCGAGACCAAGACCAUUAGCCGCACCAAGGAAGAGGCGCAGGUCCAGCUAGCCGUCUGGGUCGCCGCCCAAGUCUAUCGAAUACGCCAUCUCUGCGAGCAGACGGGUUGCGACUCCGACUCGGCCCUGACGCUGCUGGAGGCCAUGGCAUUUCCUCUUCUGUACGUUCAAUCGGCGACGUGGACUGUCCUUUUCGCCCGGGCGUCUAGAUCGAGCGGACGAGAGCUCUCCUUGACGAUAUAUUCCGGUGUACCCUUGGGCGACACGUCCUCGUUGAUCGGUACUUAUUGCCUCAUCAAAGCCCUCCGGAGGUUGCGAGAGUGGACCGAUGGUCCCUUCCGGAUUUGGUGGGAUCAAGUGCUUGACUGUGCUGGUGCUUCUGGCUGUUCGGGUUCAUAGGCCUCGCAAUUAACGGGAGGAUUUGGCAA
Messenger RNA from Phialemonium atrogriseum, 1679 nucleotides. RefSeq lists its product as uncharacterized. Bases 55 to 1650 code for a protein of 531 amino acids. Lineage: Eukaryota; Fungi; Ascomycota; Sordariomycetes; Cephalothecales; Cephalothecaceae. The transcript is spliced from 3 exons. The record is from RefSeq and is a predicted model, not a curated record.